CGGCCGAUCGAUCCAACCCAAAACACAGCCUUUAACUCAACCCGUCGCCCUCUCUCGCUUCUCCCCUUCGCCAGCAGCAACCGUGCACCCAGUGGUCUCUUAUCAAACCCCUGUCGGUCGCUGUUGUUUGCCUGAGCGAAAUCCUUUUGCUCUUGCUGGUCUAAUUCUCGCACAACCGCCGGCCGGUCGACGUUGAACAUGUCAGGCACCACCGGCAAGAGCCUUCCCCUGUCCAAUUCGCCAUUAAAGGCCAUCGAAGAAGCAGCCAAGGCCAUCGAGAAGCAGGGCAUAGGCUCAAUUCUCGCUUCCGAUUGCCCGCCCAUCAGAGCCGCCGCCUCCUUGAGGCGAGCUCUCUCCGCCGACAUGUCGUCCAAGAAAUGGCUCUCUCCCUUGAAGAAGACGGCGUCGGCAAAAGAACUCGGCGCCCUGGUUGAAGAUUCGUCUUCAUCUGAGGAAGAAGAUGAAGAAGAGGAACAGGAAAGGCCGGCGCAAUUCGGCUCGUGGACCUCCAUACUACUGUCGCAGAAGGCCGGGGAAGACGAAUCCAAGCUUCCACCGCCGUAUAUCCAUCCGCUUGUGAAGAGAUCGGCGAACUCUUUGAGUGAGACGAGCCUCCUGAUUUGCACCGAGAGUCUCGGGUCGGAGACAGGAUCGGACGGGUUCUCCUCCUACGCCGGUUCUGAAUCCGGGGAGCCCGAUCAAGAAGAGAAAGAUAUUCAGCCCCAAUCGAGAAGCUUUGAUGAAGAGGAGCUGCGAGUUGUCAAUUAUAGCUACGCUAACAGUAAGAAAAUGGCCACGGCUAGAUCGUUCCCGCCGCCGAUUCCGUCACUGGCUCGUUCCGGCGGGCCGUCCCUUCACAUGCAAUCUCGUCGCGACAAUGGCCGGUUAGUCUUGGAAGUGGUGUCCGUUCCUUCCCUGAACUGCUUCCGCGCGCACCGCCAAGACGGCCGCCUUCUCCUCACAUUCGCCGCCGGUGCUCCGGAAGAAAUGGUUGACGAUCAAGACGGAGAUGUACUUGACGAUGAAAUGGAAUUAGAGGAAGAGGAGCAGGAAGUAUUUCAAACAGAGGAAGAAGAAGGAAACGGGGGUGAAAAUUUUGAAGAAGAGAAAGAAAUCGGAUUCGUGAUGGAACAAGCGCCGGAGAUGCCGCGUGGAUCUACGAUUAACUUUCACAGGUCGGCCAUGGCGAUGAAGAAGCUUAUGGGGAUGGAAUAUCGGAAUCCGACGUGGACGCUGGUGGACGAGGAGGAGGCAACGAAGCUGUCGCAGUCACUUCCGCGGCUGACGCAUCCGCCACCGGCCACGGCGGCGGUAGCCUCCUCCUUCAAUGAAUACAACUACUUCUGGCGGACCAAGCCCGCCUUGAUCAACCCAUUAAUCGCCCAAAAUGUCUUGCCCCUAAGAAACAACUCAAACAAGAAGCCUUAUGAUCAAACGCUGGUGCUGAGAGGAAACAAAGCAGAUUUCUUGAUCCCAUUAUUGAAGAGCUGCAAGGAGCAGAGGAGAUCCCUUCUCAUUUGGGAGCCUCCCUGCAUUGCCACCUCUUGACGAUCCAUUUUCCACCAUCCAGUAUUACUAACUAUAUUAUUAUUAUUAUUAUUAUUAUUAUUAUAAAUUACCACGACCUAAAUUAAUAAAUAAUGAUGAUUUGAUCGAUGAUGAUAUUGAUCUUCUUCUCAUGUGUUUCCCAAUUUUUAAUAUAUAAAAUUAUUAUUUUUAAUCACGUGAAAAUAAAUUUGCCCAAAUAAUGAAAUGGAAUGACGGGUAAUUUGGGAUGAUCAUUCUUGCACAGUUUUUAAUAUUUGUGUUUUUAAUUACAUUA
Molecule: messenger RNA, 1822 nt
Organism: Diospyros lotus (date-plum)
Lineage: Eukaryota; Viridiplantae; Streptophyta; Magnoliopsida; Ericales; Ebenaceae
Product: protein FAF-like, chloroplastic
Exons: 2
Coding region: 199-1548 (449 amino acids)
Source: RefSeq, a predicted model, not a curated record